Orussus abietinus is the source of this 6852-nucleotide messenger RNA. RefSeq lists its product as uncharacterized. Bases 700 to 5319 code for a protein of 1539 amino acids. NCBI's taxonomy places the organism in Eukaryota, Metazoa, Arthropoda, Insecta, Hymenoptera, Orussidae. The transcript is spliced from 20 exons. The record is from RefSeq and is a predicted model, not a curated record.
UGUGCGCAGCCAAGUCGCUCCGCGCAGUACCGCGCGUUCGCGCGAGUACACCGAGUGUACGUCAAGUCGCGCGCCUCGUCGCGGAGCCCGAUUGCGAUCCGUCAGCGCGACGAUGCCCGCGCCCGUCCCGCUGCGAAGGAAAAAAAAAGAAGAAGGAACCACCGAGCGGAUGUUUGCUGAGCUCGGUUUCGUGAUGGACGGAAAUGCGUUCGCCAGUCCAGGGGGGGAUCGAGAGUCGAGAUCGAGAGCGGAGGCUCCGCGGUAACGGCGCCCGAUUUCGGGCCGCGACGAGACGUGAAAAGCGAAGAAUCUCCCUCGCGCUCGACUCGCGCGGUUUGCCGUUUGGCGUAUAGCUGAAAUAGCUGCCGGCGUGAAACGAGCCCGCCAAUGAGAGUGCCGGUUCUCGCGGGAUUCUUAUUCUCCCCGUAUGAGCCGAGCUAUUUUAACGGAGGCUAAUUCGGCGGCAUCAUUUUCGCGGCGACGCGCUCGCGGGUUACGGUUUUGCCGUCUCCGGAUUUCCGCUGCCGUCUACGACCUCGACUCGGCCGCGCCUCCUUACGAGUCCUGCGAAUGCCGCCGCAAGCAAGGCGAACACGCGACGAGACGGCGGCAGGGACGUCGGCGAGCGGGCUGACCACCGACCCCGCCGGGCAGGGGGGCGAUCGAGGACCUCGGUAGCUCUCGGAUGACCGACUCGCCAUGUCGACGUCAGAGAGGAGCACGGUGCCCCCGGCACCUCCGGGUCCGUUCCUGGGCCCGAUCCUCGGGCCCAACCUCGUCGUCGAACCCCCACGACCUCCGCCGCUCCACGUACCCUCCGUCGAUGUCGCCUCCGGCCCUCCGCGCCGCCUCGUCGCCGCUCCCGACGCCGUAGGUGGCAACGCCAAACUCCUGCCGCAGCAGGAGACUCCGACCCCCAAGACGAAGAUGAAGACCAUCAACUGGAACAAAAUCCCGCAUCACAAGGUCAUCGGGAAACGCAACAUUUGGUCCCUCGUGGCCGACGAGCACCAAAACUCUCCGAUGGCCGACCUCGACUGGUCCGAAAUGGAGGGACUCUUCUGCCAGCAAGUGCCGAUCUUCUCCUCGAUCGCCUCGUCCUCCGGUUCCGGGGGUCCUUCCUCCGACACCGAGAAACGCCGGCGAGAACACACCGAGAUUGUGCUGCUCGACGGAAAGCGAAGCCUGAAUGUCAACAUCUUUCUUAAACAAUUCAGAAGCUCCAACGAUGACGUCAUUCGACUUAUCCGAGAAGGUGAUCAUGGCGACAUUGGAUUGGAAAAACUUCGAGGCUUGCUGAAAAUCCUGCCGGAGGUCGAAGAGGUGGAGAAACUUAAGAACUUCGAAGGCGACAAGUCGAAGCUCGGCAAUGCCGAGAAGUUCUUCCUCCAGCUCAUGCAAGUGCCAAACUAUAAACUGCGAGUCGAGUGCAUGCUGCUCAAGGAGGAAUUCGAGGCGAAUAUUAGUUACCUCGAGCCGAGCAUAAACUCCAUGAUUUUGGCCGGCGAGGAUCUCAUGACCAAUAAAGCUCUCCAAGAGGUGCUCUACAUGGUCCUGGUUGCUGGGAAUUUCCUCAAUUCGGGUGGAUAUGCGGGGAACGCGGCAGGAGUUAAAUUGUCGUCGCUGCAGAAGCUGACGGAAAUCCGCGCGAACAAACCAGGAAUGAAUCUCAUACAUUAUGUCGCACUGCAAGCGGAGAGAAAAAGGAAGGACCUCCUCGACUUUGCCAGGAACAUGAGCACUCUGGAAGCUGCAACGAAGACGACGGUGGAGCAGCUUAGUAACGAGUUCAAUAGCUUGGAUACCAAGAUCAAGAAGAUCAAGAGCCAGAUCCAACUGCCCACCACGGAUAACGAUAUCCGAACCCAAAUGUCGCAAUUUUUACAGAUUGCUGAACAAGAAAUGAAAGAGCUGAGAAAAGACAUGGCGGAACUGGAGUGCGUGAGGCAGUCACUCGCUGAAUUCUUUUGCGAGGACACGAACACGUUUAAGAUCGAAGAGUGCUUUCGAGUGUUCCAUCACUUUUGUCAAAAGUUCAAUGAAGCGGUGGCCGAAAAUGAGAGACGUCGGAUUCAAGAAGAGCAAGUCAUCACUAGACGCAAGCAACGGGAGGAGCAACUUAAGGCUAGGAAACGAUUCCUGAGCAGCCAGAACGAGAUUCCUGUCUCGGAAUCUGAGAGUAAUCUCAUUGAGUAUGGGCUUUUUGAUGUUCAUACGUCUCAGAGGUCGUACGGCCGCAACGAUGCCAAGAUGAAAAGACUCCAAAACGGCGGUGUUACCUCGGAUGAGGAUAUCUCGAUCACAGGGUCACCGAGCAUUCGUCGACGUCUUGGAUCGGCAAAUCUGGACCAACAAUCAACCAAAGAAGAUACGUACUCGCCCGACAUUACGCCGAACGGGACGUUAAGGCGACGUAGAAGUCGCGUGCCCUGUGAAGACGACGACGGAAAUCUGCUGGAUUUCCUCAGAAUUUCAGGCCAAGAAAAUGCGCGAGAGAGGAAAUCGUGGGGAAGCUUAGAUCGAUCAUGGGCUCGGAGAGCUCGAGGUCAACCAAAGCGAAGCGAUUUGCUAAACGCAGAUUUUUCUGGCGAUCGCGAACGACCAAGUUCCCCUUCGCCUUUACUGGAAAGCAAGCCAUUCUUGCAGGAAGAUGAACUGCAACCAGCUGGGAAAGCCUGGCGGCAAAAAAUCGAAGCCUGGUUAACAGAAAACGAAAAGGAAGAACGAGCCGGUGAGGAACAUCGGAAGAGAGCGAAGGAACUGCAAGCAAAUCGCAGAUCAUUUGAAGAUUCUGAGAGCGAAGGUAAAAAUUCUACGUUGAAUAUUACAGUAGAUGACACCGCAACGCCCGAAGGAUACUCGAAUGUUUACGACUGGCGAUCAAUGGGCGAAAAAUGUGAUGCAAAUCGAUCGUCGGAAGCAAUGGAGGAACCGCAAGUUCCACACAAGGAUAAGUCUUUCUGGAGAAAAUCAAACCUGAACAUCCCCAGCAACGCCGAAGAUAUGCGGAAAUUGCGCUCAAGGCAUUCCACAGAGAACAUAGUUGGAAGCAGUAAUUUACAGGCUAUCAGGGAGGAGGAACGCAAACGACAUAGAGUAGACGAAGCGACCGAAACGAAUCCUACCAGUUCGGAUGAAUUAACGAUUUAUAUUAGGGAACCCUACCUAACGACCCAAAACACGACUGCUCGAAGGGGUUCAAAAUUCUCGAAGAAGAGUUUAGCAGAGGAGAGAGUCAGCGAUAAGAUAGAUAUUGACUCCGAUAACGUUGAGACACCCCCGGCCACGAGGAAGGUGUUCAGCCCUCCAAGAGAAGUUAAACCCGUGGAGAAGGAGCCUUGUAAAAGAGAACGCUGCAACAGUUCUUUCCACGGUAGAGACACGAAAGGGUUGACAACAAAGCCUGGGAACUACCUCGCCGAUCUCGGUAAUGGAAAUUUCGAUCGAUACGCAGCUGCCAGGAAGACCAGAAGGUACAAGAGGAGUCCGGACCUCCUCGGCGAUAAAGAAUCUAGACAAGACCGCUGUGAUGCUGGACUAUCCGAAGAGAAGCUCCAAAGGCCAAACACUCUAGCAUUCGCGGAAGAAGGGAAAGUCGACGACACAAUUUCCUGUAUUCGGCCAGAGGAUCCAAAACCAGGGGACCCGAAUCACGACAUCGACGCGGCUUUGGCGGAAAUUGCAAAAUCUGGCGAAGACCUGCAGCGACUUUCCAGGUCGACGUCUCACAGGAGCUCCAGGCUCCCUGUAUCUCAGCCUGCCCCGGUUGUGGCAGUAACGAACACUGUGUUGAGCCCUGUAAUGCAGGAGUCCCGACCAAGAGAGCCACCGGUAACGAUCCUGCCGGAAAGAGCGGUGCCCAGUCGAGAAAGACACAUGAGCAUGAUCGAUCCCAGCCAAGUAAAAAGAGCCAUGAGGUUGACCAGCAAUCCACCUAGUCGCAUUAGUCAGGAUACGGUUCCUUGCGUCAGUGCACCGGGUAACACCGGCGCGAUUAGUCCACCAGGUACCACCUGUGUUACCACUACCUGUACUCCGAGGAAUCAAUCACCAGAAGAUAGAUCAGACCUGGACCGAACCGACUGUCCUACCCGGGUGGAACCCUCUUACGAGCCCCAGGACGCCGAUCUCCAUUCCAACCGAGAAAGUGAACAACUCCAGGGCAAAACGGAGCUAGACACGACCUUGGGCCCCGCGUUUCAGAGCAGAUUCAUCCCGGACAUCGCGGUAACCAACGCACCCAUCAGUUCUUUGUCGCUCUUCGCGAAGCACAAGGACCAGGAGCUCAACGACGAGGGAUUCGAAGAGACCCAGAGUCUCGUCUCAGAGGCCUUCAGUCAAGAGACCUCUUCAGGGAAUUUCGAAGCCGACACCCAGAUCUCGAGCAGGUGUUCCCCUGCCGAGAUGGGGAACAUCUCCGUGAUCCAGGUCCCCGGCAUUUCGUGCUCGUCUCCGUCACCCUUGCCAUCGCCCUUGCCACCGGCAGAGCGAAUCGAUAAGAGCAACGCAACGACCCCCCGUAAACCGCCCCAGAAAAUCAGGUCGUUCGAGAGGAAGGUCGUGGGACCUGGACCCGGCAACGGAAGCUUCUUGCCAAAGAGGACUGGAAGCAUGAAGCACGAUAUUGCCAGGACUCCGGAUAUGUCUAGGAAAAAUCCCACCGCCUUACCGACCAGGGUGAAUCCGCCUAAAAACGAGGUUGAGAGGUCCAGCUCUCGCAGCAGCCUGAGGAGCUCACGUAGUUCGCUAAAUAGUGCUACUUCAGUCAACACCGUAAGAAACCUAGGACCCAACCACUCUCGCCUUGGUGGCUAUACCUCGGCUAUUCGAGCGCUGACCAACGACCUUAGGAAGAGCCACUUUGGGGCGGGAAUUGCAGGCAUGCCGGGCAUACCCGGGAUCCCCGGAAUCGCGGCCGACUCGCAGUUGUCGGCUAUGAAGGAAAGCGAGAAGCGGAAGAUUGCUUCUAGGAAUUCUGCCAGCAGGAUUCCCUCCGGGAGGAGCGCUCACCGAUACGGCUCUACUGCCGUUGGACUGCCUGGGAAAAAUAUCCCACGGUCCACAAAUGUCCAGUGCGACGUCCCGAAAAGAAACCCCGGAGUUUCGGCGUCGAGGAGCAGCAGCAGUGGCAGUAGUAUUGGCCAUCAGUCCAGUGGAACUCGAAGAAUCGCCAGAAACAUCGCGCCGUCCUCGAAGAGUCGUCCCGUCCAGUCGCACGCGACUCCGCGAAAUCUCAGUUUCAUGAGACCAACCGCCGCCAGCUCGAACAAGGGUUCCAUCUCGAAUCUCCCGAGGAAUGUCAAAAACCUGGUGAAAUAACGGCGACCUUAUGUAAUAGGUUCUGGCGAUUGAAAAGAAUCGCAUGAAUUCGCUUAAAUCCCACCAUCGGCGAAACGCUCGACGGUGGGACGUCCAAACCUGUUACCUAGCAAAGGCGACGCGAACCGCGUUCAAGAAUCUCAGCGAAUCUCGAAGAAAAAAAUAAGAAAAAGAAAAUAAGGAGAAAAUAAGAAAAACACGAAUGGACCUUGCGGUCUAUCCGAUUACGUGCUAAUUUCGCCAUUAAGCGAUACCAGGAGUGUGCACUGUAUAUUACUUUCGAGAAGAAUUUCCGAUGACGAUCGAGAAUUUCCAAAGAAAUAAGUGCUUAUUCUAAUCUCCCGUAGCCCUUCGGUCGCAAGAUUUCGGCCGCGCUGGCCUAUCCCCCCCCCCUUUUUUUUGGUUUCUCGUAACUCGAUUAGCAUGUAGAACAAAUACGGGAAGAUUUAUCAAGAGCCUUAAGGUGGCGCGAAGAAACGCCAACUGGAUGUAUCCAUGUUUCCGGUAAUACAAAGACAGAUAUCGCCGAAAGUCUAGUUUGAGCGAAGGAAUCUCUUGCGCGUCAUUUCUGAUAAAAUCGUAUCGUGUGUGUAUAAUAAUAAUAAUAAUAACAACAAUAACAACAACAACAACAAUAAUAAUUAUAAUAAUAAAAUACCUCUCGCCUCGAAAUUCGGGUUCCUCUUCGCAGAGGCAUCCGCGUGUUCGCGUCACCUUGGAUCGGUCUUUCUACGGUACUUAAGUAUUCCAGUGUGUGCAUACGUAAGAUAGGUGUACAUUUACUUGAUAUAAUUCCGAUUUUAUACAGAUGUUGUUUUUUUUUCUUUUUUACGCAAUACGUUUAUACAUGUUUUAUACGAAUGCACGCCACAUACGCGAACAAGGUACAUGUGCGCCUCAUAUAGCGAAAACGUUAAAUGCAUCUUCUUUUCGGGACGGCACUCUUUUCCAAGAUUGAUCAUUUACUCUUUAAAUAUUCCCGCCUUGAAAGACCUACGCUAGACAAUCCCACAAAAGGGAGCAAUUUUUUUAAGCUGAAUUGAGUGAAAUAAUCAUCCUUUAAAUUAACGUAAUAUUUCCUUGGUACUAUUCAAUGAAAUAUUUCUACGGUUCGAUACAAGUUUUUUCUCAGUGUAUGACAUAUAACUAUAGAAAGGGUCCUUCCACAGCUGUAGAAAUCAAAAAUACAAUUUACAAAGUUAUUCCUUUCUCUAGUUAUUCCACUAAUAGGGACUUGUGUCUAUUUUACAAUUGUACUGGUAACAUUUACCUCUUUUCUUUCAAAUGUGAAAAAGAGGCAUUCAGCGUCCGUCACCGGCAAGGUAGAAAUUCCCGUUUAGGCUACGGAACAAACUGUUUAUUGUAUACGCAACAUUUAUAUAAUGAGACUAACAUAUGUACGUACAGUGCGCGCCAGGGCGUAUUUUAUUGUCUAUUAAUAAAUUCAGUUUUUAACCUACUACCCUUACGCCAUUUUCAGUCGCCGGCGCCUCCGCCGUUUCGCCCUGUUUAGUCAGGCAUCACAAAGAAGAA